GUCGACGCCCGCUCUUGCCGCCGCCAUGAACACGUUCCUCGGCGACCUCCGCGGAAACUCGAGCAACAACACGACGCUGACGAUCAAGUCGAGCCCGCCGAAGACCGCCGCCGUGGCGACGCGCCUCGGCGUGCGCACGGGCGUGCUGACGAAGCGCAACGAGCAGCAGGUCUGGCAGCGGCGCUACUGCGCCCUCGUGCCCCAGACCUUACUGUACUACUACGACGGCGAGCACAGCGAGUCGGCGCGGGGCAUCAUCGACCUCGAGUACUACACCGAGGUCGAAGUCGUCGCGCGGAACACGAUUCGCCUGAGCACGCCGCCGGACAUCCCGCUGCGGUCGUUCUUCUUCAAGGCCGACGACGAGGACCAGUGCGCGGCCUGGGCCGCGGCGCUGACGCGGGAGCGCUACUUCGUCGUCGCCGACGAGCGCGACGCCUACCAGCGGCUCCAGGCGGAGUUCCAGAAGCAGAGCUCGGAGUCCGCGGAGUCGUGCGACCGGCUCCGCGAGGAGACGGCGCAGCGGCGGCGCGCCUGCGAGGCCGCGGCCCUGCGGCUCGGCGACGCCCUCGCGCAGCUCCGCCAGCAGGCCGUGUCCCUCGGGCUCUCGGAGUCGUCGGCCGCGAGUUUGCGGGAGCCGCGCGACGCGGUCCGCGAGGUCGCGCACCGGCUGCACUACCACAUGCGGCGCGCGGCGCACCUCGGCGACGCCGUCGCCGGCGCGGCGGACCAGGAGACGAGCGGCGGCGGCGCCGGGCCCUCGGACGAGGAGCGGCUCCGGACGCUCGACGAUCUACGGGAGCGCGUCGCCGCGGCGAAGAGAGCGCGGCAGCGCGAGGAGACGGCGCGCCUCGCGAGCGAGGGCACGCGGGCGGACAAGGCCGCGGCCCUCGACGACGCCCAGCGGCGCGUGGGCGACGAGGCGAAGAGCCGCGUCGCCGCGGAAACGAAGGCCGCGGAGCUCGCGGACCAGAAGAGAAUUUUGGUCCGCGAGGUCAAGCAGACGCGGAAGCGCGCGGCCGACGCCAAGGCGCUCGGCGCGGAGCUCGAGGCGCGCAAGGAGCUCGGGACGUUGGGCCUGGGCUUGGACGAUUUGGAGGUCGACGAGGAGACGCACCGGGAAUUGGCGCUGAAGCGCGCGGGCCUCGCGCGCGACACGUCGUCGGACGGCGGCGGCAGCGACUCGUGCAGCCUCGACGGCGACCUCGCGGCCCACGCGCGGAAGAACUCGAGCGACCGGCUCGACGAUUUGCUCCGCCGCGCGACGUCGCAGGCGCGCGACGCGGAGCGGCCCAAGCCGCCGCCGCCGCGGCCGCCCGCGGGCGCGAGCCCCUUCGCCAAGGUCUGCCGCCGGUGCGGCGGCACCGUCGAGGGGCCCCGCAACUCGACGUGCAAGUGCGCCGCGCCCCAGAUCGACUAGGCGCCGCGCGCGCGCGCGCGCUUUUUUCUAACGCGAAGCCGCCGGC
Molecule: messenger RNA, 1466 nt
Organism: Aureococcus anophagefferens
Lineage: Eukaryota; Pelagophyceae; Pelagomonadales; Pelagomonadaceae
Product: expressed protein
Exons: 2
Source: RefSeq, a predicted model, not a curated record